Acanthosepion pharaonis is the source of this 624-nucleotide messenger RNA. NCBI's taxonomy places the organism in Eukaryota, Metazoa, Mollusca, Cephalopoda, Sepiida, Sepiidae. The record is from the annotation of a GenBank genome assembly.
AUGUCCCCAUACAGUCGGGAUCGGCACCGAAGUUCUGAUGAUGAGAACGAUCUUUCUCUCCUUGAUACUGAAAGUUUCAUGAUGAUGACAACUCCAACAGCCAUCCAGAAGAGGCAAAACUUGCGAGCCGUAAGCGUUCGUGUCUGUUCAUAUCUGUCUAUCUAUUUAUCUAUCUAUAUAUCUUAUCUAUUUCAUUAUGUUCACUAUCUAUCUAUCUAUCUAUCUAUCUUUCUCAUUCUUCUCUUUCUCUAUUUCUGGUCUGUUCAUGUAGUGAGGGCGUUAUUACUUCCCUUAUUUCAUUCUUUCAUCAGUUUCCUUUCGUUUCCCAACUUUUCGUGUCGUUCCUCGUCGUCUUCUUCUGACGCAAUUUCCUGUUGUGCCUCCUUCAUGUCUGUCUCAAUUAGUUCAUAUCUAUCUAUCUAUCUAUCUAUCUAUCUAUCUAUCACAUUCUCUUCAUUAACGAUCUUUCUAUCUUAUUUUUUCAUUAUCUCUCUAUCUGAACCUGUUCGCAUUUAUAUAGGUAUCUACCCAUUUUUCAAUAAGGUCAUAUCUAUCUAUCUAUCUGUCUAUCUAUCUAUCUAUCCAUCUAUCUAUCUAUAUAUCUAUCUAUCUAUCACAUUUUGA